UCCGCCGGAGACAGCCGCGGCGAGGGAUGAGUAACUGACGGGACUUACCAGGAAAAACAAAAAAACACGGCCUCCGAGUGGACGGCUACACGAACUGCGAAGUUUUGCCCCGGCGCACACCCACUUAAAGAAGACUUCGGACCGACGAGGGUCCAUUCAGCGCCGACGUCCGGAGCGACAGUGAGGCGUCUGCAGUUUAAGGUGAAAGAGGGCGGAGCACCAUGAGCCUGUAGGCAGGAAGCGUAAACCAGCGUUUCAGGUCUGUUCAGGUCUCCAUGGCAUAAGGCCUGGCCUCAGACACUGCUUGUCCCCGGGGAGAGCUGCAGACAAACUAGCCACUCUUACGCCCCUCCGUGAUAUUCCACAGCCUCCGAGGAGCCGGGAAGCAGCCAGCGGGAGCCACCAGGAGCCAUGCCUGCCUUGGCCACCGCAACUGGCCAUGAGCCAGGUCUGUAUGAGCUGCUGGCGGCCCUGCCCUCCCAGCUCCAGCCCCAUGUCAGCCGCCUCGAGGACAGCACCUUCCUCCAGAACAUGUUCGGAGAGAGGAGCCUCCACUCACUGGUCAAGAUCCAUGAACGUCUGCAGCACUAUGAGCAGCGCAACCCUACUCCUGUCCUGGACAGCGCUGGGGCUCUGGCCUGUGAUUUGUCUGAAGAGCUACAGGGGAGAUCAGCCAACGGAGAGAUCAGAGAACUACUCAAACUUCUGGCCAAUCCCCAUGUCAAGGGCCUCCUGUGUGUCCACGACUUGGUGGCCAAGAAGAGUUACGACCCUGAGCUUCCUCCGUUACCCGACGACAUUGACGACGACGAGGACUCUGUGAAGAUUAUUAGGCUGGUUAAGAACAAGGAGCCUCUUGGAGCGACCAUUAAGCGUGAUGAGCACACAGGAGCCAUCCUAGUUGCCAGGAUCAUGAGAGGAGGGGCGGCCGACAGAAGUGGACUGAUUCAUGUUGGGGAUGAACUGAAGGAGGUCAACGGAAUUCCUGUGGAUGACAAGAAACCAGAAGAAAUCAUUCGUAUUCUGAUCCAGUCACAAGGGGCCAUUACCUUUAAAGUCAUCCCCGCGAUCAAGGAAGAGGCGCCAAGCAAGGAGCCCAAGAUGUUUGUGAAGGCACUCUUUGACUACGACCCCAAGGAGGACAAAGCCAUCCCGUGUAAGGAGGCUGGUCUGCCUUUCAAGAAGGGCUCCAUCCUUCAGAUCAUGAGCCAGGAUGAUGCAACAUGGUGGCAAGCCAAACACGAGGACGAUGCCAACCCCCGCGCAGGCCUCAUCCCCUCCAAGCAUUUCCAAGAGAGGAGAUUCGCACUGCAACGGCCCGCCGCACCACUUCAGCCCCACAAGGCCUCCAAACGGCGAUCAUAUGAUGUGGCAAUUGAGUUUGAGGAUGCUGACUAUAGUAGCGGAUUCCACCUAGCUGGUUUCAGGAGGAGCUUCCGCCUCAGCAGGAGAGAUAAGAAGACCAACAAGUCCAUGUACGAGUGUAAGAAAAGUGAACUGUAUGACACGGCAGACGUUCCCACAUACGAGGAGGUCACCCCCUACUGCAGGCAGAGUGGGGCCAAACACAGGCUGGUGGUGCUUGUAGGUCCCACAGGUGUCGGCCUGAACGAGCUGAAGAGGAAGCUGUUGAUCUCGGACCCGCAGCACUUCAGCGUGACUGUGCCACACACCAGUCGGGCCAAGAAGAACCAGGAAAGUGACGGUGUAGAGUACCACUUCAUAUCCAAACACCUCUUUGAGACUGAUAUUCAUAACAACAAGUUCAUUGAGCAUGGCGAGUACAAAGGGAACUACUAUGGGACGAGUCUGGACUCAGUGCGCUCCGUCCUCUCCAAGAACAAAGUGUGCCUAUUGGACGUCCAGCCCCAUAUACUAAAGCAUCUCCGAACCACAGAGUUCAAACCCUACGUUGUGUUUGUGAAGCCUCCGACGAUCGAAAGAUUGAGGGAGACCAGGAAGAGUGCUAAAGUCAUCUCAGGAAAGGAUGACAAAGGGACUGCCAAGCCAUUCACGGAGGAGGACUUCCAGGAGAUGGUGAACGCCGCCCUGCAAAUGGAGAGCCAGUAUGGCCACCUGUUUGAGAAGGUCAUCGUCAACGACGACCUGACGGCGGCCUUCAGCGAGCUUCGGCUGGCACUGAAGAAGGUGGAGAGUGAGACGCACUGGGUCCCCAUCAGCUGGACACACUCAUGAGACCCCCCCGACAAACAGGGGACUGAAAAUAGAGCAAAGGGAAGGGCUUUGGCACAAGUAUGCAAAGUUUUUAUCAUUUAUUUGUCCGCUGUGGCUGGUGAUGGGGCAUAACUGGGGAAUAACAGGACAGCACCGGACCGCAUCAUCACCGUGCCGGGGCUGCAUCUAGCUGAACCUUGGCCAUUCCCUGGAAUAGGAUGGAUUAAGUUUUGAGCAUGGGGCUGGAUUUAAUAUGAAGGCGUAACGGGCUCCUAUUUUUCCAAACUCUAUAGUGACACUGGGUCGAGGCAAAGGGUUUCUGUCAAUAUAUGUUCUUGGCUCUAGUCUGUGUCUGGGGCACAUAUCCGCUUCUAGGUUUGAGUUAAAACCUUGGCCACGGUUUGAACCUCUGGUCCGAACCGGAGCUUAUGUGUGGAGCCUGUAACCCCAGUCCAGUUCACAUCCCCAGCAGAGUUGUCAACACAUCCUCAAGCCCAACCAACCAAUGGCGUGCCAGCAUACGACUUCCUUCCAAUAUAGUGUGUUUGUAAUUAGUCAUAAUUAGAAAUAUUUAGAACCCAAAGGGAUAGACAUUACUUUCCUUCUAGGUGGCCAGUUUACAUACAUAUGUCUAUAAACAGCACAGCCUAUGUGGACAACUGGGGAGGCGAGAGGAGGAAAAAACAUUUGCCGCCAGUCUUAAAAUAACCCGUUCUGAAAUGCUUCCAUGGACUGUUAACUCCCGUUUCCAAAUAAAACAUCAUCAGGUACACUCUUGCAAAAGGGCAACGGGUGUAAUUUUAUUUAAGAAAAAUUAAUAUAUUUGAAUGUUUUCUGUUGUUUUGCAUACCUUUUUAUGAGCGUAUCUCGACCAUGGUCUGUAGAGCACCACAAUCCAAGCUGCACCUUGCUGACCCUUUUUGACAUCGGAAGCACCUCCUGACGGAGUCGGUGUUUUGAAUUUGUCGCCCUGUCCAGUUUUCCCCCUACAAAUCACAUAGAGGGCCAUUUUGCUUAGGUGUUUUAUAUUCCAUUUAGGAGCCAUUCGAAAAGUCGCCACCAUUCAUAUGAAGGCGCCCGGCAUAACAGCUUUGCCAUUUAGAGUCCCAGAAGUAGACAUUUUUUGGCCGCGCGUCAGAAGAAAAUGUUCUCAAUUAUGUUUCAAUUAGGGUGGAGUCUUUAUUUAUGUUCUCACAAAAACGGCCUCCACAUGAGGGUCCACGAGACGCCGCCGGAUUUAUAACUCAGUGAAAUGCUAGAAGGCAUCAUGUUAUAUCGAUGUUAGUAGUUAAUAGUUACUGGGAAAACUUAACUCUCAUCCAUAUCCAUUUUCAUCCAUUCAUUUACUUGAGUUUAUCUUGCGUUAAGGUGCUACUUAAUAUUGAUCUGUGGUUUAAUGGUUUCGAAAACAGCCCCCGUACCUCUGUCGAGCCCUUACAGACUAAAAUAGGUUUUAUGCUGCUAGUAGACUGAAUGUGCCGCCCUCUUCGUCAGGGGAAGACUUGGUGUGUACGUGCUAACACACUGCUAACGUAUCCCAUUAAUAUGUGGGGAAAACAUGAGGGAAAGAAAUAUUUUAUGCUCCUUUAUCCCCCUUUUUCAAAUUUCAACAAACUCUCCACUGUUUCUGUCUUGAUGCAUGCUCAAUAAUCCAGGUACGAUCACAGAAAGUUGAAUCGGUUCAUCUGGACACGACCUUUAUGACGCAUAAGAGACAUCAUGUCCAGAUGAACUGAUUCGGAUUUCUGUGAUCUCCAUUGUUUCCCCAUUCAUAUUCUCUCACACACGUCUGUUAGCUGCGUCUCCAGCUCAGGUCCGUCUGCACAAAGACGCCCUUUUUUUAAUUUCCUUUACCCGUCUCACACACCUGAUACAACUGUUCAUGUUCCAGCUUUGCUAAUCGUUCUGCACAAGUCAGUCCUGUUGCAAUCACCUGUGGGGUUUUUUUCAUUGCUUUGCCACUAAUGUAUGUUUGUAUUCAUUUUAGAUUUACAUAAGAGUCCUUAUUCGCCAGUUAUUUUAUUUGUUUAAUAAGUCCAUGUCUUAUGCCACAUGCAUUAUUGAUCAACAUCGGAGGCUUACAGACUGCAGAAAUAUUGUUCUCUUCUUACCGUACAUCAAAUAAUGUAUAUGAGGCAGAUUGUGUCAGUUCCCAGAUUCUUGAUAAUGCUACAUUUUAUAUUAAA
Molecule: messenger RNA, 4361 nt
Organism: Lampris incognitus (smalleye Pacific opah)
Lineage: Eukaryota; Metazoa; Chordata; Actinopteri; Lampriformes; Lampridae
Gene: mpp7a
Product: MAGUK p55 scaffold protein 7a
Exons: 20
Coding region: 412-2196 (594 amino acids)
Biological process (GO): protein localization to adherens junction
Cellular component (GO): plasma membrane; cell-cell junction
Molecular function (GO): protein binding
Source: RefSeq, a predicted model, not a curated record